UUAAAUUAAAAGAAAUAAAGAUAGCCAUGACUCGAGUUGGAAACCAUACAAAUAGCCCAGACCCACAAUCAGUUAAUUCGCGUCUUUUCGUAGGUAAUCUCAAUACUUAUUCAGUAACAAAAGAAGAACUGGGCAGAGUAUUUCAGAGAUAUGGUUCUGUUAUCGGAAUUUCUAUGCACAAAGGCUAUGCUUUCGUGCAAUUCACAGAUACCUGGGAUGCAAGAAAUGCUAUUAUGGGAGAAGAUGGAAGAACUUUAGCUGGACAAGUUUUAGAUGUCAACAUGGUAUCAGAACCCAAACCGCAUCAGAUUACAAGAAAGCGACAGGGAUCUGCCUCAAGCACGUGUACUCGACAAGUAUCCCCAGCAAAACGACUAAAAAGCGAAAAAGCAGCUAAGAAAAAAGGAAAACUUGUUUUAUCAACGUUGCAUCGAUCAACUUACAACAAUCCAGAUAUUCUGAUAUGUGGAAAUUGCAAAGAAUUAUUCGAUGGCAUUCAAGCGUUUUUCGAACACAAGAAGCAGAAUUGUAAAUUAAGGUUUAGCUGCAAAUGUGAAAAAGAAAGUUCAACAGACGCACCGACUGUACCUGUCUGCAUGAAGUGUGAGACGAAAUGUUCCAAUUGGUGGGAUCUUGUACAGCAUGCGGAAAUUGAACAUAAUUUAGUCUUGUAUAGAAAGCAAGAAGUAACUAACAUCCCAUCUACAUCUGGAGACGGAGAUCAAGAAUUGUCAGAUGCCAUUCCAGAAGAAUUUACGGUUAGUUGGGGUAGUCUCAGCGAAGACGGAGAUGCAACCUGGUCGACCACAACCGAAUUUACUAAUGGCGAUGCCAACUGCGAAAAAGUAAUGAAUAUUUUUCUAUCAUUUUCAAUAAAAUAA
Centruroides sculpturatus (bark scorpion) is the source of this 881-nucleotide messenger RNA. RefSeq lists its product as uncharacterized. The record is from RefSeq and is a predicted model, not a curated record. The transcript is spliced from 7 exons. Lineage: Eukaryota; Metazoa; Arthropoda; Arachnida; Scorpiones; Buthidae. Gene Ontology annotation, molecular function: RNA binding. Bases 27 to 881 code for a protein of 284 amino acids. Gene Ontology annotation, cellular component: nucleus.